UCACUUAAUAGAAUGCAAUGUAAACAAACAUUACAGUCGUGUAAUGUUGUGAUCCGAUGAUAUGUGCGCGUAUUGAAACAAUUGAAUAUCGUUGAAUUUUUUCUAAAUUGGUGAUAAAACCACUUAACAGAAAGUUUAAAUGUUACAUGAUAUAUCUAGAAAAAAUGACAUUAAUGAUGAUUAAAAAUAAAAAAAAAAUCUCUACAGUUACUGCUGAUAAUUUAAAAAUUAUUUGAGUUUCAUGAAAUUAUUAGUGUAUUCAUGAGUAGAAUUUCUUGUGGUUUGGCUGUAAUGGAAAUAAAAUAUUUACUCUCAGUGUUAAUAUUUUUAAUGUGCAUUCAUAAUAUCUUCUGUUUACUUGCAUACGAACCAAAAUAUGAAGCCAAUUGCUCCAAACUACUUAUGGGACAAUAUGUCUGUAUGCCACCUGAUAUUGAUCCAAAAACACAACAACCUAAAUCUUGUCAAAGAAAUAAUACAGCCAAAGUACUGUGCAAUACAAUUCCUGGAAUAAUUUGUAAAGAAGGAACAUCAAUAAAUGAAACGGCGUUUGAAAAAGAUAUUGAAUGUGAAUAUACAAAUGGUUAUUCAUAUGAAACUGCAUUAUUAUUAUCUCUCUUUCUGGGCAUGUUUGGAAUAGAUAGGUUUUAUCUAGGAUAUCCUGCUAUUGGUCUUGCAAAAUUAUGUACACUUGGCUUCAUGUUUCUUGGGCAAUUAAUUGAUAUAAUUUUAAUAGCCUUACAGGUUGUUGGCCCAGCAGAUGGAUCUCAUUAUGUUAUAAGUUACUUUGGACCCAAGCUUACUAUUUUGAGGAAAGACAAUGAUACAUUUGUUAUGCCCCAGGAUGAUUGGUGAUAUUAUGCUAUUGAAAUGACAUUUCAUCCCAAUUAAAUAAAAAUUUGUCAUUUUUUUUUUUUUUUUUUUUUUAUGAAUAUGACUGGAGACCCAAGAUUUGAAUGUUAUUUUACUGGUUAAAAAUUUGUUAAAUAAUUCAUUUUUUUUCUCUCUAAUUUUUUAAUUAAUUUUUAUUUCAAAAUAUUUAAAACACCUGUUCACUGUAUUUUGGCUAUGAAAAAUAACGUUAUCUAUGAUAAUUAUAUAAUUUCAUCAAAAUUUAUUUCAUUAAAAGAGAAUUUAAAGGCUGAUAAGUUUUAAAAUCGCAUCAUAUAAAUAUUCUAGAAAUUUAAAAGGAUAUAUAUGAAAAAUAUUUCCUGUAUU
This is a messenger RNA of Argiope bruennichi, 1218 nucleotides long. It is a transcript of the gene bisc, whose product is annotated as TM2 domain-containing protein CG10795-like. The coding region runs from base 262 to 855 and encodes 197 amino acids. NCBI's taxonomy places the organism in Eukaryota, Metazoa, Arthropoda, Arachnida, Araneae, Araneidae. The transcript has 6 exons. The record is from RefSeq and is a predicted model, not a curated record.